GUUGAAAAUUGGCAGCAUGAAGCUCCUGGUAUUCCUUCUGACUCUUGCUUACAGCCUGAUCAACUUGCUACAAUGUGAAGCCUCUGUGAAGCUGAGUGUGCCAGAGGUUGUUAGCCUGGAAAUCAACAGUGUGAAGGAUAUCGAUAUUACUUUGAGUGCACCCUUGCAGGAGACUAUAAUCAUUACAUUCAACGUGAGCUUCUCAUCAAAACAAACUUGUAUUGUUCAACUACCUGAGCAAAUAAGGUUUCCAAAAGAUGUAAACUCAACAAGUUUCACCAUUCGAGGAGUUGAAGUUGGCCAAGUGACUACCUACCUCCAGACCAACAGCAGCAAACUGAUCAGGGCUCCAGUUAAAAUGCGAUUUCUAGUGGUACACAGCAAUGCUCUGGUGAUAAUAAACCAAGUGAUUGGAUGGAUUUACUUCGUGGCCUGGUCCAUCUCCUUCUACCCACAGGUUAUUGAAAACUGGCGGCGGAGGAGUGUGAUUGGAUUGAAUUUUGACUUUCUGGCACUGAAUGUGACUGGACACUUGGCGUAUGGAGUGUUUAACAUCAGCCUUUUCUGGAUUCCAAACAUUAAGAAACAAUUUCUGGAGCGUAACCCAAAUGGUGUGAACCCAGUGGAAGCAAACGAUGUCUUUUUCAGCAUUCACGCUAUAUUAUUAACAACGUUUACAAUCUUUCAGUGCCUCAUCUAUGAGCGAGGGUCACAGAAAGUAUCCAAGAUUGCUACUCUACUUGUGGUGGGUUCAUGGCUGUGUGCUCUUGUCACCUUUAUCAUGGCAUUAGUCCAUCGAAUAACAUGGCUUCAACUUGUCUAUUACUUCUCCUACAUCAAACUUGGCAUUGUGCUGGUGAAAUAUAUUCCUCAGGUUUACAUGAACUAUCAGAGAAAGAGCACAGUUGGUUGGAGCAUUUGGAAUGCACUGCUGGAUAUUACUGGAGGCACUUUUAGCCUCCUGCAGAUGUUCCUGCAAUCAUAUAACAAUGAUGAAGAGAUGCUGAUCUUGGGUGAUCCAACUAAGUUUGGUCUUGGACUGAUAUCAAUGUUGUUCGAUAUUAUCUUCCUGGUGCAGCAUUAUAUUCUGUACAGAAAGCACAAAGUCUAUAUGUCACUAAAUGAUGGAGCCUCUUCUGUAAGCUAGCAUCAUACACAGGCAUCCACUUGGCACAGUUCAAUUUGUGUGGUAAUGUUUUUAUGUAUUGGUUAGUAAUGAUUUUGAGUAUCGUGCCAUGUGAAAGACUAAAUGAAAUGUUAGCCAUUUUCACAUGGUUAUUUGUCAGCAUGCUGCUUUCAUUAGUUUCCAACUCCACCCCCUUAGUAAAACUGAAUACUUGCUGCUACAGGACUGGAGUUCCUCCUAUUGAUCUUUUUUCUCUGCAGUAGAAAACCAAAAGUCUUAAGACUAAGAAUGAAGCAGAUGAUUGGAAAAAGAUUAACAUCCCUUCCACCAAAUCAAAGUGGUGAAUGCAAUAUUAAUUUGUCUGUUUUUAUGUAACUCUGCACCUUGGGUGAAGUUGUCACUUUUUUUUGUUUGAGCCCAUCCUUCUGGGUGUUCAUGUUGCAAAUUGGGUUUCGAUUUGCAACUUCUAAUUCCUCACUAAAAUCUCCAGAUAAUUUAGUAUUUAGCAAGGGGUCUAUUGGAAAACCUGCCAUUUGGUGGUCUUUAAACUGCUCCAAUGAUUGGCUGUUACAAAGUGUAAAUUGGGACUUUUUUCUUUCACUUUGACCUUCAAAACAACCUUGCUCAUUUCCUCUAUAUAGUCUCUGAAGAUACUUGGAUUGCAGGUUCUCCCUCCUGAAUCAAAGCUGAAUGGUGCUUGAAUGAAAUGUGUAAUCAAUACAAAACUUUUUUUUUUUUUUAAUUGAACUGUAAUCUUGUAUUUGUGGAAUCUGAAUUGACUUUAAGUGCUGUUUUAUAAUAAACUUUUUUUUGUUGGGAA
Molecule: messenger RNA, 1946 nt
Organism: Rhincodon typus (whale shark)
Lineage: Eukaryota; Metazoa; Chordata; Chondrichthyes; Orectolobiformes; Rhincodontidae
Gene: ctns
Product: cystinosin, lysosomal cystine transporter
Exons: 10
Coding region: 17-1147 (376 amino acids)
Biological process (GO): L-cystine transport
Cellular component (GO): vacuolar membrane
Molecular function (GO): L-cystine transmembrane transporter activity
Source: RefSeq, a predicted model, not a curated record